AUGGUCAACAGCAACAUUGUUCUGUCUGGCAUCAGUCUCCUGGCUGUUGCCUCUGCUCGUCCCGCAACUACCAAGGACAACAAUCUACCACCUCGAGAGUGGCAAGAGUGCUCUACUGGAACAUGGUACUAUACAUGCGGAGGCAUCUCCGGAUGCUUCGAUUACGAUCCCUGCGUCGCACCGUCCGAGACAUUCAAGACGACUCGCGAAUGGCACGAAUGCCCAGCCGGAACUUGGUACUCCAAAUGUGGCGCCUACGACGGGUGCUUCGACUAUGAUCCGUGUGUCGCGCCGCAGUCUGACCAGCUUCAGGCUAGAGAGUGGAAAGAAUGCCCAGUCGGAACUUGGUACUCAAAGUGUGGCAUCUACGACGGCUGCUUCAACUACGACCCAUGCGUCUCGCCCUCCUCUACCGCAUCCGAGUCCGAUACCCUGACCACGCGAGAAUGGCAAGAAUGUUCUCCCGGAACUUGGUACUCCAAAUGCGGACAGUACGAUGGUUGCUUCGACUACGACCCUUGUGUUGAGCCGUCCAAUACCCUAACAACACGAGAAUGGCAAGAAUGUUCUCCUGGCACAUGGUAUUCAAAGUGUGGCAUCUACGAUGGCUGCUUUGACUACGACCCGUGUGUUGAGCCGUCCACUGCCUCUGAUUCUAGCGACCUGGAGACACGACAAGACUGCCCUACUGGGACAUGGUACUCUACUUGUGGUAACAUUUCAGGAUGCUUCGACUACGAUCCCUGUGUUGCACCCUCCAGCACUCUAAAGACACGAACGGAAUGUUCUACCGGUACUUGGUAUUCCAAGUGUGGACAGUACGACGGCUGCUUUGACCACGAUCCUUGCGUCUCGAUCGGUUCCACGGUAACUGCCUACAAUGGAACCACUGGCACCAAUGGAACUCAUGGCACCAAUGGAACUCACGGCACCAAUGGCACCAGUGGCUUUACUACCGACGAUCAGAGAGACAUGUUCGUCGUAGUACCCGCCGAGCCCGAGACUACUGGUUCAGCCGUCAGCUACUUCCAGGUUGUCUCUGGCGCCAUGGACAUCAACCAAGUCGGCGUCUUCAGCGGCAUUCCGGCCGAAGCCAAGACGUGCACUCUCCGCUGGAAGCAAGGCGAGGCAGAUGAGCGCGUCUUCAGCGUCAUUGGCAACGGUCGCGUCUCGGUGUACCAGAUCGAGGACAUUGAUGCCACCGACGGCGUGUCCUGGAGCGAGGUCGAGGACGCCACGGUCACGAGCGACGAGUUUGGUCCCGAUCUGACCAACUGGGACAGCUCCUCGAUCGGCGCCACCGACCACGGCUCAUGGGACUUGAACUGUGCCGAGACCAUUUACCUCUCGUUCGCCACUCACAAGGGAUCCGAGAACGUCGGUGUCGAUGACUACAGGAACGUCUACUUCGAGCAGGACGAGAACAACGGCUUCUACAUCUCCUACACACACUAG
Molecule: messenger RNA, 1455 nt
Organism: Pestalotiopsis fici W106-1
Lineage: Eukaryota; Fungi; Ascomycota; Sordariomycetes; Amphisphaeriales; Sporocadaceae
Exons: 1
Coding region: 1-1455 (484 amino acids)
Source: RefSeq, a predicted model, not a curated record